Quercus robur (English oak) is the source of this 486-nucleotide messenger RNA. RefSeq lists its product as uncharacterized. NCBI's taxonomy places the organism in Eukaryota, Viridiplantae, Streptophyta, Magnoliopsida, Fagales, Fagaceae. The record is from RefSeq and is a predicted model, not a curated record. The transcript has a single exon. The coding region runs from base 1 to 486 and encodes 161 amino acids.
AUGGAAGAACUAACAAACCAUUGCAAUGGUUUAUCACUCUCGGAUAGAGAAGGGCCAACUUUUGAUCCUGAGGAUGAAAUGGCCACACCAGAAUUCAUCAUUGUAGCAAAAUUCUUCACAAGACGAGCGCUGAAUAUGGAAGCAAUAGCUUCGACCUUUAAGCCUUUGUGGAGAUCAAAAAACGGUUUCAAAGUCAAGAAUUUGGGUAAUCACAUUGUCCUUUUUAUUUUUGAUAGUAAACUUGAAGUUAAUACUAUUCUCGACAAUGAGCCUUGGAGUUUUGACAAACACCUCAUGGUGUUGCAACGCUAUGACAAGGACACGCCAAUUGAAGAAUUACAGUUCAAUUGCACUACUUUCUGGGUGCAAGUACAUGACAUUCCUGUGAGGUUCAUGAACCAAAAGGUGGCAGAAGGAAUUUACAGUAACGUUGGAACGGUCAUCAAGAAGUUUGAAAUAAAGGGGGAGGGUGGCAGAUUCGUAUGA